Molecule: messenger RNA, 213 nt
Organism: Phaeodactylum tricornutum CCAP 1055/1
Lineage: Eukaryota; Bacillariophyta; Bacillariophyceae; Surirellales; Neidiaceae
Exons: 1
Coding region: 1-213 (70 amino acids)
Biological process (GO): protein modification process; mRNA splicing, via spliceosome
Cellular component (GO): nucleus; cytoplasm
Molecular function (GO): protein tag activity; protein binding
Source: RefSeq, a predicted model, not a curated record
AUGAUCGAAGUUCUCUUGAACGAUCGCCUAGGCAAGAAGGUCCGGGUCAAGUGCAAUGAGGACGAUACCAUUGGGGAUCUCAAGAAGUUGGCCGCGGCCCAAUUGGGAACGAGCUGGGAAAAGUUGAGAAUUCAGAAGUGGUAUACUGUAUACAAAGAUCACAUUACUCUAGAAGAUUACGAAAUUCACGACGGAAUGGGUCUGGAGCUGUAA